Messenger RNA from Melozone crissalis (California towhee), 1066 nucleotides. RefSeq names its product high mobility group box 2 (gene HMGB2). Lineage: Eukaryota; Metazoa; Chordata; Aves; Passeriformes; Passerellidae. The coding region runs from base 111 to 737 and encodes 208 amino acids. The record is from RefSeq and is a predicted model, not a curated record. Gene Ontology annotation, molecular function: DNA binding, bending. Gene Ontology annotation, biological process: regulation of transcription by RNA polymerase II. The transcript is spliced from 5 exons. Gene Ontology annotation, cellular component: nucleus.
AAAACAAGAGGCGGUAAGAGCGCGGCCGGGCACCAUUCGGCAGCAGCACCUGAGGGAGUAGCGCCCGCGCCGCCCGCUCCGCCCAGCCAGGGACCCGCGCCGACCUCGCCAUGGGCAAAGGCGACCCCAAUAAGCCGCGGGGCAAGAUGUCCUCGUACGCCUACUUCGUGCAGACGUGCCGCGAGGAGCACAAGAAGAAGCACCCGGACUCGUCCGUCAACUUCGCAGAGUUCUCGCGGAAGUGCUCGGAGCGGUGGAAGACAAUGUCAAGCAAGGAAAAAGGAAAGUUUGAAGAAAUGGCUAAAGGAGACAAAGCUCGCUAUGACAGGGAGAUGAAAAACUAUGUUCCUCCCAAAGGCGAGAAGAAGGGAAAGAAAAAGGACCCCAACGCUCCUAAAAGACCACCAUCUGCGUUCUUCCUUUUCUGUUCUGAGCACCGUCCGAAAAUCAAAAACGAACAUCCUGGCUUGUCCAUUGGAGAUACAGCAAAGAAAUUAGGUGAAAUGUGGUCUGAACAGUCGGCCAAAGAUAAACUGCCAUACGAACAGAAGGCUGCAAAACUAAAGGAGAAGUAUGAAAAGGACAUUGCAGCAUAUCGUGCCAAGAGCAAGAGUGAUGCAGGAAAGAAGGGCCCAGGUAGGCCUGCAGGAUCUAAGAAGAAAGCAGAACCAGAGGAGGAGGAGGAGGAAGAGGAGGAGGAGGAAGAAGAGGAAGAAGACGAUGAGGAUGAAGAAUAAAUGAAUGUCCUGGUGUAAAGAUUUAUGCUCGGGAUCCAACAUUUUGCUAAGAAUGUGAACUCAAGUGCAGCUCAUUGUUAGCUUCAGUAUAAAAAUCUGUACAGAAUUGUGUAUAGGUCAUGUGGUUCUUUGUAGGGAGACUUCAAUUAUAAUGUAAGCAGUAGCCAAGGGCUGCUACAGUUCGCUUUGGAAAAACAAAAGUUGUUGAAUGUUUCUGCUGUUUCUGCAUAUUUAAUGGUUUUAUUGAAAUUCAGUGACUGAUAGCCAGGUGUUUCUUUUUAGCUAAGUAAAACAAAGGUAGCUUAAUAGCUGAUCUUAUAUUUUGUAGU